This is a messenger RNA of Rubroshorea leprosula, 1433 nucleotides long. The record is from the annotation of a GenBank genome assembly. Lineage: Eukaryota; Viridiplantae; Streptophyta; Magnoliopsida; Malvales; Dipterocarpaceae.
GCAAAGCAUUCAAAAAAACUGUAUGGAAAAAACCCAAUUGGCAAGCAAUAUCUCCAAUUAUGAAGACCAAGUUGUCUCUCUGGAAAUGGAAAGAAUCGGGGACACAAUCUCAAGCCUUCCUACUGAGGAUGGCUGGAGGACCCUCAAGCCUCUCUGCUUAUAUCAAGGCUUUUGGUGCUUUCCCUACUAUGCGGAAAGCAUCAUAUUAGGCCAAAAAUACUACAAGGCUGAACCAAGCGAUAUCUUUGUGUGCAGCGCUCCAAAGAGUGGCACCACUUGGCUUAAAGCCUUAACUUUUUCCAUUGUUACUCGAACUCGUUUCAACAGCUCAUCCAACCCUCUGCUCUUCCAAUCGCCUCACACUUGCAUGCCUUCCUUCCAUAGAAGUUUUAGCAAAAAGCUAGAUAUACGCGAGCCAGGGCUCCCACUCAUUGCCUCGCACACACCCUACGCUUCAUUGCCAAAAUCUGUAAAAGAUUCUGACUGUAAGAUUGUUUAUAUAUGUAGAGAUCCAAGGGAUGCUUUUGUUUCUUUGUUUCACUACAUAGCCAAGGUGAGGCCUAAAGAAAAUGAACCAAUUUCUUUAGAGGAGGCCUUUGAGCUAUAUUGUGAGGGGAAGUCUUUGUUUGGACCAUUCUGGGACAAUAUUUUGGGAUAUUGGAGGGCUAGUGUGGAAAGGCCUAGGAAGGUAUUGUUCUUGAAAUAUGAAGAUAUGAUGAAGGAUACGACAUUGAAUGUGAAAAAAUUGGCAGAAUUCGUGGGAUACCCUUUUUCCUUGGAGGAAGAACAGCAAGGGAUGGUGCAAAAAAUAAUAGAGAUGUGCAGUUUUGAGUUUAUGAGCAACUUAGAGGUAAACAAGAAUGGCAUAUCAAGACUCGCAACUAAUGUUGAAAACAAUGUAUUUUUUCGGAAGGGAAAGGUGGGGGAUUGGAAGAAUCAUCUCACACCUGAGAUGGCAAACCGUCUUGACAACAUAAUUGAGCAGAAACUAAUUGGAUCUGGCUUGACUUUCAAUCCAUAGUUGAUGGAAGAUAACAUAUCUUCUGAGGUAUUGUCUUCAAUAAAAUUACAUGGGGGAUUUUAUCUGGUCUUGGUAUGGGAAUAGUUAGCUUGUCUUUUACUUUGAAAAUCAUAAUUGUAAUCUUAAAUAAGUUCUGGGCGUGUUCAAUAUAUAGGAUUGGAAUGAGUAGCUUUCCUUUCGCUUAUGAUCAUCUCCAAUACACUUGUAGAUGUAUUUUGCUCAUGAUAUAUACAUGUAAGAUGUUUUGAACUUGUUUCGGAUUUGGAGCAUCUCUAAUUUUCUAGAUAAAUUCUCUUUUCUGAUUCAGAAUCUCCAUAUUUUUAGGUUGUGUUUGUUGUUGGGAAGUUUUCCCAACCUUCCCUAGAAUGUCAAGAGAUUUACUUGAACAGUGAAAUUAAAUUUUUUAUAAGAU